UCUCUCUCUCUCUCUCUCGUUGUGGUGGAGUUGCUAGCGUGCGCGGGGCAGCGAUCGGCGCACGCUUUUGGUUGAAAAAGGCCGAAAUCGGAAGGGAGAUUGGGGCUCUGCGCAGUACGCCACCGGCGCACGAUAGUCGGAUAACCGCUCAAGCGAAAAAAUAUAUAUACGAUUUGUAUUUGGGGAAAUUUGUUGAGAAAAUCAGACUGAGUAAUGGCUGCUCCACCAGCGAGGGCUAGAGCCGAUUACGAUUAUCUUAUCAAGCUUCUACUGAUCGGCGACAGCGGUGUUGGUAAGAGUUGCCUUCUUUUGCGUUUCUCUGAUGGUUCCUUCACCACCAGUUUCAUCACAACCAUUGGGAUUGAUUUUAAGAUAAGGACCAUUGAGCUUGAUAGCAAACGGAUUAAGCUCCAAAUUUGGGAUACAGCUGGUCAAGAACGGUUUCGUACUAUUACAACCGCUUAUUAUCGAGGAGCCAUGGGGAUAUUGCUGGUCUAUGACGUAACUGACGAAUCAUCAUUCAAUAAUAUUAGGAAUUGGAUUCGCAACAUUGAACAGCAUGCCUCUGAUAAUGUCAACAAGAUACUGGUAGGGAACAAGGCUGACAUGGAUGAAAGCAAAAGGGCUGUGCCCACCUCCAAAGGUCAAGCACUUGCGGAUGAGUAUGGAAUCAAGUUUUUCGAAACUAGUGCAAAGACCAAUCUAAAUGUUGAACAAGUUUUCUUUUCAAUAGCAAGAGAUAUAAAGCAAAGGCUUGCUGAUACUGACUCCAAAGCUGAGCCUACAACGAUCAAGAUCAAUCAACCAGACAAGGGGGCUGGGUCUAGUUUAGCGCUACAAAAAUCAGCUUGCUGUGGUUCUUAAAAUGACUAAUAAAUUAUUUUAAAAGAGGGGCGUGCGUGCAUUAAAAGAAUAGUUGUGCUUGGAGAGGAGAAAAAGGACAGAAAACUAACUGCAUGACUAUAUGAUGGAUGAUUGUAAUCUACUUGUCAUUCUUUUAAAACCCGUUUUAGUGUGUGAGAUAGUUUCUUAUUAUUUGGGAGCUAUAUUUUGUGGCAAGUAACGUUUUCUUA
Messenger RNA from Morus notabilis, 1073 nucleotides. Its product is annotated as ras-related protein RABE1a. The coding region runs from base 214 to 864 and encodes 216 amino acids. The transcript has 9 exons. Gene Ontology annotation, biological process: protein secretion; regulation of exocytosis. Gene Ontology annotation, molecular function: GTPase activity; GTP binding. The record is from RefSeq and is a predicted model, not a curated record. Gene Ontology annotation, cellular component: plasma membrane. Lineage: Eukaryota; Viridiplantae; Streptophyta; Magnoliopsida; Rosales; Moraceae.